UCUCUCUCUCUCUCACUCUUCCCGACUCGAUCAAGAUCGCCUUCCUGUACCGUCAUGGAUCCGUCGAGAGCUCGUCAGAUAAGGGCUUCGUGGAGAGCCGAAGAGGCGUUUGCAGAGAGGUAUAUGGCGGACAUGAGGGGGGAAUUUAUCAAAGAAGAAGAGAUUGACGAAGAGAAUGGGUUUGCUCGUGAGUUGUCGUGGGAACGUGUUCGCAACAGGAUGGUGAUGACGAUUUGGGUCACUAGGAAGAUGAUGGAAGAACACAACCCCCCUCUUGAGGCAUUCAUCGGGACCUGCGACGAGUAUGGUAGACCUGGAGGAAGAGGCCUUGCUGUGAUCACUGCACAAUCAGCUUGUUUGUGGAUUGGCGAAUGCUUGGAACCGUUCCUUACGCACUUCACGGACUCGUGGACCAACGUCAUGACCAUACGUGCUGAUCAGUCGAUGAAGAGCUGGAUGUCAGAG
Molecule: messenger RNA, 465 nt
Organism: Brassica oleracea var. oleracea
Lineage: Eukaryota; Viridiplantae; Streptophyta; Magnoliopsida; Brassicales; Brassicaceae
Exons: 3
Source: RefSeq, a predicted model, not a curated record